Messenger RNA from Bradysia coprophila, 1374 nucleotides. RefSeq lists its product as uncharacterized. The record is from RefSeq and is a predicted model, not a curated record. NCBI's taxonomy places the organism in Eukaryota, Metazoa, Arthropoda, Insecta, Diptera, Sciaridae. Gene Ontology annotation, biological process: regulation of gene expression. Gene Ontology annotation, molecular function: zinc ion binding. Gene Ontology annotation, cellular component: nucleus.
AACAUGAUUCUUAUACUUCAUGAACGUCACGCUAAACAUAAACGGAAUAAACAAGCUGUGAGCAAAAUUGCAAAACAAUUUAAUCAAACGAUGUCGAAAGCAAAAUUGCAGUGCGAUAGGAAGAAGAAUAUAUCUCCGCAGAAGGAUCUGCAAGACAACACAUUACGAAGAAUGGAAAACUUAUUGAGUUCGUGUCGAUUGUGUUUAACUAGCUUGAAUGAUGGGCAAAGCAUUGAUUUGUUUGACGACGAAAAUGUCGAGAGACCGUACUCAUUAGUAGCUGAAGACCUGACCAGUUUGCAGAUCACCAAAGACGACAUGUAUCCCAACAACAUUUGCGAAAGCUGUGCUAGUCAACUGGCAAUUUUCGAUUCAUUUCGUACGUCCUGUCAACUCUCAUUCAAAAAACUGCAGGCAAUUGUACCACUGGGAAUGUCGAUACGUGACAGUCGCAAACAGAAACUGACCGCCGAGUACAUAUUCGAAGCCGAUGGCAACGAAAUGACCAUCGGAUCGGAAGGAUCGGUGAACGACGACGAAAUAUUGGUUCAAUUGUGCGAUUACGAACCGGUGGACACGAAUGAAAGCCAGGACAGCGGUCCAAACGAAACGGACAAUUUGAUUGAGUUGACGAUUAAAACGGAAGAGGUCGACGCCGAAGACUAUGCCAAUGAGCCGCUGUAUCUGGCCGAUCAAGUUAACAUUCAGAAUGUGGCGAUAAAGGAUGAAUCGAAGCCGAAACGGAAGCGAAUACCAAAAUUGCCAGCAUCUGAACGGAAUCUGCACUGCGAGACCUGUAAUAUCACAUUCAACCGAGGUCACGAUUUCACGCGUCAUCAAAUGUCCCAUGCCGGAAUUAAGGAGUUUUCAUGCGAAUUGUGUCAUCAACAGUUCACGCGUCGAUCACAUCUCAACAGUCAUAUGAUGAUUCACAAUCAAAUCAAACCGUUCAGUUGCGACACUUGCGGUUUCAUGUUCCGGAAACUAUCCAAUCUCCAUCGUCACAUGAGCGUUCAUUCGGACAUUUAUAACUUUGAAUGCACCAUGUGCGACAAAAAGUUCAAAAGAAUGCCAUCCCUGCGUCUGCACCAGAAAAUACACGAAGGUGGCUGUACGCUAACCUGUACGUUUUGCGGAAAAGUGUACGCGUCGUACAGUGGUUUCAAGAAGCACCUGGCCAAACAUAAUAGCAAAGAGAAUAUCGAGGGGAAGACGAUGAACGACGACGUUGAGAUCCUGUACGAAGAAUAUCUCAUUUCGGAUGAUGUCGAAGCGAUUGAAACUUAGUGGGACGGAGUGUGUGUUAAUAUCGUUUCCAUGUAUCUUUCUCGGUUAGUUUAAUAAAUUGCAAGGCGAACAUUUUGUCAACAGAAA